Messenger RNA from Lichtheimia ornata, 1347 nucleotides. RefSeq lists its product as uncharacterized. Gene Ontology annotation, cellular component: cytosol. Gene Ontology annotation, biological process: fructose 2,6-bisphosphate metabolic process; fructose metabolic process. The record is from RefSeq and is a predicted model, not a curated record. The transcript is spliced from 6 exons. Bases 1 to 1347 code for a protein of 448 amino acids. Lineage: Eukaryota; Fungi; Mucoromycota; Mucoromycetes; Mucorales; Lichtheimiaceae. Gene Ontology annotation, molecular function: 6-phosphofructo-2-kinase activity; fructose-2,6-bisphosphate 2-phosphatase activity; ATP binding.
AUGGUGGGUCUUCCUGCUCGUGGCAAAACAUACCUCGCCAAGAAAAUCCAACGCUAUCUGCGAUGGUUAGGAAUUGACACUGAGAUAUUCAAUGUGGGAUGCGAACGACAAAAACUGGCGAAUCGGAUCGAUCACACCUUUUUCGACUUUCACAACGCAAAUGGAAUGAGUCAACGUGAGCAAGCAGCAGAAGCAACGUUAACAGCCAUGAUGGAUUGGUUCGAUGAAGGGAAAGGAACGGUGGCUAUUUAUGAUGGCACCAAUUGUACACGAGCACGAAGGACAUGGAUACACAAGCAACUCGCAUCACGAGGGAUUGAAGUGCUCUUUAUCGAAUCCAUAUGCCAAGAUGAAAGCAUCAUUCAAAGCAACAUCCAAGAUAUCAUAUCCAAGAACCCUGAUUACCACGACAUGGACCCUGCUGUUGCCGAAGCCGAUUUCAAACAACGUGUCAAGCAUUACGAGGAGAUGUAUGAGACCAUUACAGAAGAUCACCUGACCUAUCUAAAGAUCAUCGACGCCAAUCAGCAAUGUAUCAUCAAUCUUGUUCGAGGCUACCUUGAAAGUCGCAUUGUCUACUUUUUGAUGAAUGUCAAAAUCCGUCCCAAGAGCAUUUGGUUUAGUCGACAUGGCGAGUCGCAGUUCAAUGUGGAAGACAAGAUUGGUGGUGAUGCUGAUUUAUCAUCCAGAGGACAAAUGUACGCCGCUCGUCUACCUGAUUUGAUCAAGGAGCAUGUUGGGGAUCGGUCAUUGACCGUAUGGACAUCAUCAAUGAAGCGAACAAUACAAACAGCCAGCCAUCUUCCAUAUCCCAAGAAAUCGUGGAAAGCAUUGGAUGAAUUGAAUACAGGUGUUUGUGAUGGGAUGACCUAUGCAGAAAUCGAGGAGAAGUAUCCAGAAGAUUUUGCACGUCGUGAUGAGGAUAAAUUCAAUUAUCGAUAUAGAGGUGGUGAGAGCUACCGUGAUCUUGUUCUUCGAGUGGAGCCAAUUAUCAUGGAGCUUGAACGACAUGACAACAUUCUAUUAGUGGCGCAUCAAGCAACACUUCGAUGUAUCUUUGCCUACUUUCUCGAUGUUGGACAUGAUGAAUUACCUUAUAUCAAAGUUCCUCUACAUACGCUGAUCGAGUUGAUACCCAAUGCACAUGGCUGCGAAAAGCAUUAUUACAGAGGCAAUAUUGAAGCUGUGGAUACGUUUAGACCCAAGGGUGAUCGUGUGACUAAGCUAAAGGAUACAGAUGCUAGCAAUGCAGGUGCCAUUGGUGAAAUUGCUGAUGCCAAAAACCCAAUCUUGCCACUAAGUCCUAAGCUAUACCCGAAGAGAUUGAAAGAAUCCACUACACAUUAG